AUGUGCGCGAUGGUCAACGACGCCAAGGACCUCACGCCGUAUCUCCUCGACACGAUCGCGCCCUGCCUGGCUCGAGAUGCCGCUCCCGAGGUCCGCACGGUCGCGUCCAAAGCGCUUGUUAUGCUCGUCAAGGGUCUCGGCCAGAGUCACUCUUCACACCUCGUGCCGUCGCUGCUGCAAACCAUCGAGUCGGAGUCGUCAUCGGUCGAGCUGUCGGGUUCGGCCCAGGGGCUCUGCGAGGUACUCGUCAAGCUUGGCCCGGGUGUGCUCAACCACGGUCUCCGCGACGAAAUCCUUCCGAUUGCGCCACCCAAGGCCACGGCCCACUGUGUGCUGGCGUUCCUCCCGCCGGCGCUCGGCAAGGGCUUCUCGCCUUGCCAAGGCGCUCCAGAUGAUCGUAAUCUCUUUGACGACAUUCGUGAGUCGUCGAUCUCGUUCCUCGGCGACUUGUUGUACCACGACAGCGGCACGCAGAUGGUUGUCAUGUGUGCCCACGACGACGAAGACGGCGCCGCUACAGGCAGCGCCGCUGGCGAGAAGGCGAUGCUCGAGAUCCUCAGCAAGCCGCGCCGCGACGCCGUUCUCGCUGCGCUUUACAUGAUGCGCUCGUUUACGUCGGCCGUUGUUCGCCAGAGCACGCUCCAGGUCCCGCCCAAGACGCUGCAAUCGAUGCUCGAGACGCUCAUGCAAGCGCUCUCCGGCAAGAGCGUCGAGAAGCAAAACGUCGCCCCCGCCGGCACGCGUCAAGGCGUCUGCCUCGAACUCGCCGAGGUCAUCCAGUGCUCGCCCAGGAGACAACUCGACGAUUCCGUCGAGACGCUUGUCGUUGCGCUCGAAGACAGCAUGUGCUACCGCUCGUUUGACGAGCUCAUCCCGCGCCUCCUCAAGCGUAUCACGUCGGUGGACGACCUCGUCCAAGAGUACGCGCUUGCUGGCCUCCGGAAUGUCAAGGUCAAGUCGCGCGUGGUGCUUCC
This is a messenger RNA of Saprolegnia parasitica CBS 223.65, 974 nucleotides long. RefSeq lists its product as hypothetical. Gene Ontology annotation, molecular function: protein kinase regulator activity. Gene Ontology annotation, biological process: regulation of translation; cellular response to amino acid starvation. The record is from RefSeq and is a predicted model, not a curated record. The annotation marks the transcript as partial. The transcript is spliced from 5 exons. NCBI's taxonomy places the organism in Eukaryota, Oomycota, Saprolegniomycetes, Saprolegniales, Saprolegniaceae. Gene Ontology annotation, cellular component: cytosol.